Molecule: messenger RNA, 3501 nt
Organism: Microtus oregoni (creeping vole)
Lineage: Eukaryota; Metazoa; Chordata; Mammalia; Rodentia; Cricetidae
Gene: Bhlhe22
Product: basic helix-loop-helix family member e22
Exons: 1
Coding region: 707-1792 (361 amino acids)
Molecular function (GO): protein dimerization activity
Source: RefSeq, a predicted model, not a curated record
UCAAGCUAAAGGCAGUUGUUGGGUUACUAACAGGACCCAGCGCCUUGCAAACAUAUGCGCUAAGCUGUGUAUACAGAUGGCAGGCAGAAUAAUGGAGCAGGCGCCUUUUAUAAAGCUCUGGCUGCUGCCUGUCUUCAGACCUGGGAAAUGAAACUAUUCAGACUCGCGGCCAGAUAGCGCCUGCGAUUGUUUGUUACCGUUUUAAUCCUAUUAAUUAAAACGUUAACCUGAUUGGGUAGAAAGCGCUGUCCCAACAGGCGAGUCUUCUUCAUAAUAACCUACUCAGAGAUAAUGAUGUAAAAGACUCCCCCGUCUGUGGCGGCGGCUGGUUGAUGGGUCCGGAAAUCUCUUGAAGGUGAAUCCAAGCAAGAUAAACGGUGCGGAGAGGAGGCGCGGGGCUGGACUCAGAGCGGCGCGAGGCGGCGGCAGCGGCUCCACUCCCUCCGCGACCACCCUCCCACCAUGAGGGGCCGCGGCCCAUGGUGAGCCCCAGCAGCCAGCACCGUCGGCUGGAGACGAAGAAAAAGAAGAAGAGGAGGAGGCGAGCGCGGGGGAAGGCGAAAAAGAAAAAGAAAGAAGGGGACAGGGCUGCGGGCAGCGAGGGGACCGACGCGCGCAGCAGCUCCGGAGCCCGGCUGGCGCGCGUCUGUGCGACCGCCUGACUCCCAAGCCCAGGCGGUGGCCAGCCCGGGCUGCGCGGCGGGUCAUGGCAAUGGAGCGCGGGCUGCACCUCGGCGCGGCGACCGCGAGUGACGACGACCUCUUCCUGCACAAGAGCCUGGGCGCCUCCACCGCCAAGCGCCUGGAGGCGGCUUUCCGCUCCACGCCCCCAGGCAUGGACGUGUCCCUGGCGCCGCCGCCUCGCGAACGCCCGGCGUCCUCGUCCUCGUCGCCCCUAGGCUGCUUCGAGCCGGCUGACCCCGAAGGGGCCGGGCUGCUGUUGCCGCCGCCCGGAGGAGGAGGCAGCGCGGGCGGCGGCGGCGGCGGGGUGAGUGUCCCUGGGCUGCUCGUGGGCUCAGCGGGCGUGGGGGGCGACCCGAGCCUGAACAGCCUGCCGGCAGGGGCUGCCCUGUGCCUCAAGUACGGCGAGAGCGCGAGCCGCGGCUCGGUGGCCGAGAGCAGCGGCGGCGAGCAGAGCCCCGACGACGACAGCGACAGCCGCUGCGAGCUGGUGCUGCGAGCCGGGGGCGCCGACCCGCGGGCAUCCCCGGGAGCGGGGGGCGGCGGCGCCAAGGUGGUGGAGGGCUGCUCCAACGCCCACCUGCACGGCGGCGCGGGCCUCCCCCCGGGGGGCCCUACGGGUGGCGGCGGCGGAAACGUCGGCGGCGGUGGCGGCGGCAGCAGUAGCAAGAAAUCCAAAGAGCAAAAGGCGCUGCGCCUCAAUAUCAACGCCCGCGAGCGCCGGAGGAUGCACGACCUGAACGAUGCUCUGGACGAGCUGCGCGCGGUCAUCCCUUACGCGCACAGCCCUUCGGUGCGGAAGCUCUCCAAGAUCGCUACCCUGCUCCUCGCCAAGAACUACAUCCUCAUGCAGGCUCAGGCCCUGGAGGAGAUGCGGCGCCUAGUCGCCUACCUCAACCAAGGCCAGGCCAUCUCAGCCGCCUCUCUGCCCAGCUCAGCGGCCGCUGCAGCGGCGGCCGCUGCCUUGCACCCUGCGCUUGGCGCCUAUGAGCAGGCGGCCGGCUACCCGUUCAGCGCCGGGCUACCCCCGGCUGCCUCCUGCCCCGAAAAGUGCGCCCUAUUCAACAGCGUCUCUUCCAGCCUCUGCAAACAGUGCACGGAGAAGCCUUAAACAUUCCCUCCCUCGGAAGCCUCGAGACCGACCCCAAAGCUAGAGGAAAGCGAGAUGCUGCUCCCCACCCCUUUUAUUUUGUUCCUCUCCUAGUUGCGAAACACUGGCAGGGCAAACAAAGCAGAGGCAGGAACUGAGCAGUAACUGAGACAAACCGGACUUUCAGCCUUGGCUCGGCCCCGAAUCUCGGUCUUUGGGGUGGGGAGGGAGGGGAGAGGGAUGUUGAGUAGGGAUGGAGUGCGGAUGUCUCUUUUUCCCUCAGAAAAGUGGCAACGUUGGUGGUAACCUAGACUUCGAGGAAGUGCAGUCUUCCUUGAAGGUUAAAAAAUACUUUGAAAACUAGUAGUGCUUGUUUAUUAGACGUGAAAAGUAUUGAAUGGCAAAAUACUAAUCCUACUAAUAGCUGAGAAUUUGGCUAGUACUGAAGGGGAGAGGAGUCCCGGGUUUAAAGGUGUGAAAGGGACAGGAUAUUCAUUCAGACAAAUCAGAAAGGGCACUUGAAAAUAACUUCUGAUUCUGAGCCAGGAGAAAAACUUGAAAUGCAGGCUUAACUGAAGGGGGAAAGCAGAGAGAGAGAGAGAGAGAGAGAGAGAGAGACACGUUGCUAUAAAGGACUUGUAUUUUUUAUCGUCUCUGAACUUAAAAAUCCUGUGAAAAUGCUCAAAGUUUUGGUGAGAGUGAUAUAAAAAGCAGGCUGUGGCUGAAAGAAUUGCUUUUAAAAUAUUUAUGUGCACCUUGUUACUUUUUACUCUGCAAUGAUGUAUUAACAAUUCAUGGUAUUUAUUUGUUAUUCUUCAAUGAUCCACAUCAUCAGUAUUUAUUACGUGUUAAGGUUUUGGGUCUUAUGUGAAGAUUUUUUUCUUGAUGCUUCUAAAAUUCUGUUUUAUAUAUUAACUUACACUGUGUGCCAAGUGUUGAAAGGUUUAUUGCCAACAAGUAAGAAGAGAAAUAUUGAUGUAUUUGAGCUGCUUAGGUUUUUAAAAAGUCACCUGGAUAUUUUCAGUUGCAUCAUCCCUGUGUUUAAAUUGAGCUUUAAUAAAUUGCUUCAGUCCAAAAAUUACAGGAAAGGUGUAUUCUUAAUUAAUGAAUGAAUUGAUUUCUUUUUCAAAAGGGGAUCUAUUUGCAUUCCAAAAGGGAAAAAUCACAGCAAUAGAUCUUAUAAGUAAGAACAUGCUGGGCAAAUAUAUUUUCCAGGUUGUGCCGUGCAUUUUAAAAGGUCUAAUUUAAUUGCUUUUACUAUAGAUGUACAUAUAUAAGUUAUUAUAACUGUGAAGACUUAUUAUGUUAAAAGACUGCUUUGAUUUGCUUAUGGUGUGAAAUCAUUUGUUAUUUUUCUAAAAAAAAUAUAAAACUUUAAAUGAAAUGACAUAAAGCUAAGGAAGAGCAAGAAGCUGUGUACCCAAAGCAAGCUUUCAGUUUAGUUUGCAUGGCUAGCUGCCUGCCUUUUGUCCUAUGAAAAAUCCAGAAAAACCUCUUAAGAAAUGGGGUCUUGCUGUUCUCCACUCCUUACAGAUAAUACAAAUUCAGUUUGUCAGGUUGGAUGAUGAUUUCAGAGCUGUGAUGGAUCUGUCGGUGGGGUUUGGCUGUAUAAAGAAUUAAAUAUAUAUAUAUAUCUAUUAAAUAGGUCAAGCAGACUAUGACAGUUAUGUACGACCAUUUGUAUGUGUAUCUAUGUCAGAAAGAAUCUUUAUUAAAAUAUUUUGAUCAAA